GAAGGCCUCUCCCUGCCAGAGGCUCAGGGCUCAGGAGCGGGAGCCACAGGGUGGGGGUGAGGCGCCACCCAGGGGGUCUCCUGUGUCCAGACACGACACCUGGGUCAGAGGGGCACCUCGGGGUUCCCAAGGCAAAGAGAAGCCCAGUUGUCCCCUGCUGCUGCCAGGCCUGCACAGCUCUGCCUGGGGGACCCUGUGCCCCGGGCUCCACCCGUACGGCUCUCUCCAGAUCCUGGCAUCUGUCUCGGGGUCAGCCAGGCCCCAGCCUUGGGGACCCAGCUCCCAGCCCAGCAGCCCUGGGAAGGGAGAGCCAGUGAAAAGGCUGAGGGGCCAGGAGGAGCUGCUCAGGGCAGAGGCUCUGGGCUCCUGGAGCGCGCUCGGUGGGAGGGGCGGGGCCUGUCCUGCCCGGGCAGCAGGAGGUGGCCCGGGCGGGCGAGGGCAUGCAGGAAUGCUGGCGGGCUGGGGUGCUGCCAGAGCACUUCCGCCCGCCCAGGUAUUCGGCCCGACCAGCUCUUCCGGCUCCCUGGGGUCACUAUGGGCAAUGCCUGUUAUGUCACUGGGCUAGGGUGACAGGAGAUUAGGGACAGAGGCCUGGUCAGCCCUGGGGAGCGCGGAGGCUGGCGGGCAGAUGCAGCAGCAGAAUCAGGCCCCGAGGUACCUGCAGGUCCCCUGUGCCCAGCUGUGUGCUCACUGCCGAGGUGCCCGAGUCCGGGAACCUUGUGGUCUGGCCGGCCCUGGGGGUGGGGGCGCCCCAAGGAUGGCGGUCACUGGCAAGGGUGCCUGGGAAGCAGCAGGUGCAGCUCCUCUUGCCUCACUGGCUCCGCCCAGGGCUGCCCCAGGCUCAGAGGUGGCGGCAGCUCACCCCAUCACCCCUGUCCCAGGAUGUCUGGCUGCACAGGAAUGCAGUGGCUCCGCCUGGACCUGACUCAGCGCAGGGCCGGGCCCAGACUUCUGGACCCCGCCGGGGCCACCUCCAGGCUGUCCGUGCCUUCCCCGGGACCCUUGCCCAGAGGGGUGGAGGUCAGGGCCAAGGGCCCUUCUCCCCUUUCUCCUGCACGUUGGCCAUCCUUCCCGGGGAUCUCGCUCCUUCUCCGGGGCCCCGAGGCGGCGGGGGCAGAGCCAGACCCCAGGCACGCAGGCUCGGGCUGGCCCCCCCCCACCAGCACCCCAGGCAGCAGGGUCCUUCCCAAGCCUCCAGCGGCACCCUGCCUGGGGCCACCCCUGGGCGGACCCCAGCCCCCACAGACACGGAGCAGACACACAGGACCACACCCGGCCCCGGCCCCGCCCACCCAGCGCCUGCUUCUGGGUCAGGCCUGGGCAGGGUUUCCUGGGAGGACCCUGGGCAGGUGCUGCAGGCUGAGCCCCACUGAGGGCUGCGUGUGGCGGUGGCCAUGGCUGGGGGUGUGUGGGGCCGGGCCCGGGGGGCCCCCGUGGGGGCCCUAACCCUGACGGCACUGGCUGAAGGGAUCCGGACAGGCCAGGGAGAGCGCACGGCAGCUCCUUCCAAGGACCCUGAGCCCAAACCGGAGCUGGAGCCCGAGGCAGAACCUGGAGGUGCACCCACUGUCCCUCCAGCCGCCCGGGAGCCCUGCUCCCCGCCCCAUGCACAGGACCCAGCCCCCGAGGGGCCCCGUCAGCCCCCCCAGAGCUCCUGGGAGGAGGGGGCCCUCUCCGACCUGGCGUUGUGCACAGCUGCCUGCCUGGAAGAGGCUGGCCUUGCGGGGACACAGGCGGCAGCACUCGCCCUGUCCUCGGCCCUGGAAGCCCGCGGGGAGCGGCUGGAGGAGCAGGUGCACGCCCUGGUGCGUGGGCUGCUGGCGCAGGUGCCCGGCCUGGCCGAGGGGCGGCCCCGGCGGGCAGCCCUGCGGGUGCUGAGCUCGCUGGCCCUGGAGCACUCCCGGGACGUGGUGCGCGCGCUGCUGCCCUGCUCGCUGCCCCCGGACGGGACGGCGGCUGAGCUGUGGCGCAGCCUGAGCCGGAACCAGCGCGUGAACGGGCAGGUGCUGGUGCAGCUGCUGUGGGCUCUGAAGGGCGCGGCUGGACCCAAGCAGGAGGCCCUGGCCGCCACUCGCGCCCUUGGGGAGAUGCUGUCCGUGUCAGGCUGCGUGGGCGCCACACGGGGCUUCUACCCGCACCUCCUCCUGGCCCUGGUCACACAGUUGCACGAGCUGGCCCAGGGCCCACGCUCCCCCGACACCCCCAAGGUUUGGGCCCCGUCCCACCGUGGGCCACCGCGCAGCCACACCAGCUGCACAGUGGAGGCCCUGAAGGCCCUGCUCACCGGGGACGGCAGCCGCAUGGUGGUCACGUGCAUGGAGCAGGCUGGAGGCUGGAGGAGGCUAGUGGGAGCCCACACCCACCUGGAGGGCGUCUUGCUGCUGGCCAGCGCCAUGGUGGCCCAUGCGGACCACCACCUGCGGGGCCUGUUCGCUGACCUGCUGCCCCGGCUGCGCAGCGCCGACGACGCCCAGCGCCUUACGGCCAUGGCCUUCUUCACUGGGCUGUUGCAGAGCUGGCCCACCACGCGGCUCCUGCGGGAGGAGGUCAUCCUGGAGCGGCUCCGCGCUUGGCAGGGCGACCCGGAGCCCACAGUGCGUUGGCUGGGGCUGCUUGGCCUCGGCCACCUCGCGCUGAACCGUGGGAAGGUGCGACACGUGACCGUGCUGCUGCCCGCGCUCCUGGGUGCGUUGGGUGAAGGCGAUGCGCGACUCGUGGGCGCAGCGCUGGGCGCGCUAAGGAAGGUACUGCUGCAGCCGCGGGCGCCGGUGCGACGCCUGAGCAGGGAGCUGGGGCUGCGUCUGCCACCGCUGCUGGACGACGCCCGAGACUCAGUGCGCGCCUCGGCCACCGGGCUCCUCGGGACGCUGGUGCGGCGCGGCCAGGGCGGGCUCCGGGUGGGGCUCCGAGGUCCCUUGCGGAAGCUGGUGCUGAAGAGUCUGGUGCCGCUGCUGCUGCGCCUGCAUGACCCCAGCCUGGAUGCCGCAGAGAGCUCAGAGUGGACCCUGGCCCGCUGUGACCGAGCCCUGCGCUGGGGCCUGCUGGAGGAGGUGGUCACUGUGGCCCACUACGACAGCCCUGAGGCCCUAAGCCGCGUCUGCCAGCGCCUGGUUCAGUGGUACCCGAGCCAUGUGCCCCGCUUCCUGAGCCAGACCCAGGGCUACCUGAGGAGCCCGGAGGACCCUCUGCGCCGGGCCGCUGCCAUGCUCAUAGGUGAGGCACUCCGGGUGGCACGCUGCCCCUCGCACCCCGAGUUCUGGGAGCGUGGGGCCGGCACUCACAGGUUUGCCCUGCCCAGGCUUCCUUGUCCAUCACAGCAGCCCCAGCCGCGUCAGCUCGGACCUGCUGGACUCCCUGUGCCAGGGCCUGGGGCAGCUGCAGAGCGACCCCGAGCCGGCCGUGGCCGCCGUUGCGCAGGUAUCUUCCCAGCAGGUGGCGCUGCUGGCCCGUGCACAGGGCUGUCGGCGGCGGGGCCUGCGCUUCCGCUUCCCCGGUCUCCGCCGGAGCCCCGCCCGGCCCGCCCGGCCCCCGCCCGUCUACCCCGACAGCCCCUUUCAGCGCCGGAGCCUCGCGGGGCGGUGGGGCUGCCCCGGCCCCGGCUGAGCCUGGCCCCGGCCGUCCCCUGGGUGGGGGUCCAGCCCAGGGAGGGCUCGGGAUCUGCACCUGGCACCCCACCGCUCUGGGGCCCCGGCCCUGGGCUCUGGGCUGGAAGCUGGCGUUGCCCGCCCCAGGGCCGCGCCCCCUCGGCGGCGGGAGCGCCCUGCGGCUGCGGCACCUUCCUUAGGAGGACGUCAGCGCUUCUGUCCGAGCACCAUGUCGCCUGAGCCCCUGCGCCUGCGGGCGCACCCAUCCCUCCUCAGGCCUGCGGCCUCCCGGCCCCGGGCCUGCGCGACGUCCGACCUUCCAAGGAGGGGUCUGGCGCGGGACACUGUGAAGCCCUGGGAGCUCCGGCGGCUUCCUGGGCCGCCCCCCCACCCCCCGGCUGGCCCCCCUACCCUGCUGGCCACCUGCCAGCCCUGUCAUGUGCCCACUCCUCGCCAGCCCGAGUCCUGGCCUGACCUCCCGCCCACACCUGUCGCCCCCUGUCCUGGCACCGUCUCCCGCACGCUUCCCCACUCCCGGCCAUCAGACCGGACCCCACCCGAGCCUUCUGCAGAGGGCCUCCCUGACCUCUCCACUGGACACCGCAGGCCUGGGGUGCUACCUGUGGGUUCCGUGUGGGGGCCAGCACCUGCACCCCCACCAGGCCGAGCCCGCUCGCCGGCACCGCAGCACCCUGUGCGGGGGCAAAUGAGGAAGGUGUGACGGGACGUUCGGGGAAGGAGCCCCCCUGCAGACCCCCCAAGCUGUGACCAAGCACACAGGGCUGUGGGUGGGUUCCUCCACCCAGCACACCCCCACCCCCUGGAACUGCUUUUCAAGCCCCUCCCUGCGAGCUGCGGCCUCGGAGAGACCUCCGUGGACACAGCCCCUUUGCCUGCAGGGUGGGGCCCCUGGGGAAGGCCGGGGGUCCUGCCGGCUCCUAGGGGAAGCGUCUGAAGUAAAUGCACAUGGAUCAGAGG
This is a messenger RNA of Phyllostomus discolor (pale spear-nosed bat), 4562 nucleotides long. RefSeq names its product maestro heat like repeat family member 6 (gene MROH6). Lineage: Eukaryota; Metazoa; Chordata; Mammalia; Chiroptera; Phyllostomidae. Gene Ontology annotation, cellular component: cytoplasm. The coding region runs from base 1395 to 3824 and encodes 809 amino acids. The record is from RefSeq and is a predicted model, not a curated record. The transcript has 13 exons.